AUUUGACAAAAUUCUCACGACCUUUAUCUCCUCUUUUCUUCUGGUCCAGGACAAUGCGCUUUGUCUCACUUUUCUUUCAAAGGCCUUUUUCUAUGCGUUGCUGUUUGUUCCCGCAAUGAGGAAGUUUCAUUGUUUGCCAGAUAUAAUUUGUGGCUGAUGGCGAGGAACAAUGAAUGCAUGUUAUUGUCUCCAUUUUCUUUAUUUGCCGCCAAACUUAUAUUCGUGCCAAUGCUCAGUUUUCUGUGAAUUCUGAAUUUCUAAUACCUGCACAAUCAGCCUCAAUUACAGACACAUCAAUUGCGCGACAUAGUUGUCGAAAACCCCACUGUCCUCUUUCAGAGAUCCCAGAUGUAUUCUCAUCGCGCCCCUUUCUUACACCAGCACGAGAGGCCAAAGUUCCGGUAUGCGUACAUGAGAAAUGGAGAGGCAGCGAGAUUUACUGGUCAAGCACACAGAUGGCGUCGUCCUGAAGAUUUUGCACCAGCACAGCUUCGGAAAAUUGUAAAGCACAAGUAUCACAAAGAGCUAGCUACCUUUUCUCGUCCGUUGAAGAAGGUUCGAUUUGCUAAAAACUUCAAAGUUGAACACAGUUUCGAAAACUACCAGCUUGCCAUUGGCUGUCCCGCACCUGGCGCAUUCGUUGACUGGUCUGCUUGCGGCGAGGAGAAGGAGAAUGCGGUAUUGGUUCAGGUAUACCACAAUCUCGUCAAGGUGCUAAAGCGAUUUAAUCCAAGGAUACUGUUAGAAGACCAUUUCACUCAGAAAGCAACCUACUUCAGAUACGCCGGCGUUUCCAUGUUCGCUCUUCUCAUGUUCCUUGAAGGAAGCUUGGCACUCGUAGAAUGGUUUGUAUUGCUCUUGAGAGGGACAAAUGUCGUAUAUGUCUUGGUACCAGAUGUCAAAGGAUACUCUGUGGGUUCAAACUAGAGCGUUGCUCUUGUGCAUAUUAGGUCUAUUUUUAUUUUUGCCAGACAAAAUAAUUAAUAUUAUUCCGCAUAAAUAUAAUGAAAAAAUAUCACAGCAUCGAUAAUUUAAAUACAU
This is a messenger RNA of Xylona heveae TC161, 1041 nucleotides long. RefSeq lists its product as hypothetical. The coding region runs from base 349 to 927 and encodes 192 amino acids. The transcript has 2 exons. NCBI's taxonomy places the organism in Eukaryota, Fungi, Ascomycota, Xylonomycetes, Xylonales, Xylonaceae. The record is from RefSeq and is a predicted model, not a curated record.